CGCGUGCUGGUGCUGUACAGCCCCUCUUGUGGGGCCGGGCUCGUCUAUAGGCUGGCUGCGGCAGAGCGAGCGCCGAGCUGCUGCACGUACUGCCCUGUGAGGCACUCGGUAGGGCUCCGAGGCCAGGACAAGGUGCUGCUGCACCGCGCCGGGCAGUACUGCCGUGAGCGCAGUGUACCACUGGGAUGCCUUCUUGAGAGAAAGGAAUCGCACGGUGCUCGCUGCUUUGAAUUGCCUCUUCUCUGUGCCUAUACCAUCUGCAGACCCCGGGUGAACCUAUAUGCCUUCUGCUCUAAAGACCACUUACUUGAAGUUUUCCUUUACUUUAACCAGUUCUUCUGAGCUGACUUCCCUCUGGGAACGUUUCUAGGGUUAAAGUUUGCCCGAAGAGCUGCAGAUCGCUUUUUUUUUUCUCCUUGCAGAAGUUUCAUUUGGUAAGAUACCCUUGAUUCGCAGAAGGCAUCUCAAAAUGUUGUGUCGAGCUGCUCUGAGCCCUCUUGUCCGUUCCCCUGGAUGGUGCUUUGUGUUACCACCACAUGCCAUUGCAGCCAUUUCCCGUUUAUAUCUCCCUUGCCGUAACCAAAGGUUAAGGAAUGAAUCCAUCCGUUGUUGGAGCAACAUUCCAUUUAUCACUGUGCCACUCAGCCGUGCACAUGGAAAAUCAUUUGCACACCGCAGUGAGCUGAAACAUGCAAAACGGAUUGUAGUAAAACUGGGUAGUGCUGUUGUUACUCGAGGGGAUGAGUGUGGAUUGGCCCUUGGCAGGCUGGCUUCUAUUGUAGAGCAGGUCUCAAUGCUGCAAAAUCAGGGCCGAGAGAUGAUGAUUGUCACUAGUGGGGCUGUAGCUUUUGGAAAGCAGCGGCUGCGUCAUGAGAUCUUGCUUUCUCAGAGUGUGAGGCAAGCACUUCAUUCAGGCCAGAGUCAGCUGAAAGAUAUGGCUAUUCCAGUCUUGGAGGCCCGAGCCUGUGCAGCAGCUGGGCAGAGUGGACUAAUGGCUCUGUAUGAGGCCAUGUUUACACAGUACAGCAUCUGUGCAGCUCAGAUUUUAGUCACCAAUCUGGAUUUCCACGAUGAACAGAAGCGCCGCAAUUUAAAUGGAACAUUACAUGAGCUUUUAAGGAUGAAUAUUGUCCCUAUAAUUAACACUAACGAUGCAGUUGUUCCACCUCCAGAGCCAAACAGUGAUCUGCAGGGGGUAAAUGUAAUUAGCGUGAAAGAUAAUGACAGUCUGGCAGCACGACUGGCUGUGGAAAUGAAAACUGAUCUCCUGAUUGUUCUUUCAGACGUAGAAGGACUCUUUGACAACCCACCAGGGUCUGACGACGCAAAGCUUAUUGACAUAUUCUACCCAGGAGACCAGCAGUCUGUAACAUUUGGAACUAAAUCCCGAGUGGGAAUGGGUGGCAUGGAAGCCAAGGUGAAAGCAGCUCUGUGGGCCUUGCAAGGAGGCACUUCAGUAGUGAUUGCAAAUGGAACCCACCCAAAGAUCUCAGGUCAUGUCAUCACAGAUAUUGUAGAAGGGAAAAAAGUUGGAACUUUUUUUUCAGAGGUAAAACCUGCAGGCCCUACUGUAGAACAGCAGGCUGAAAUGGCUCGAGCUGGUGGCAGGACCUUGGCGGCUCUACAGCCUGAGCAGAGAGCAGAGAUUAUUUAUCGUCUUGCUGACUUAUUAACGGACCAGAGAGAAGAAAUUCUCUUGGCAAACAAAAAGGACUUAGAGGAGGCUGAAAAUAAAGGGAGAUUAGCACUCCCUUUGUUGAAACGCCUAAGUCUGUCUACUUCAAAGCUGAACAGCUUGGCGAUUGGUCUGCGUCAGAUUGCAGCAUCCUCGCAGGACAGUGUUGGCCGUGUAAUUCGGCGAACUCGAAUAGCAAAAGACCUGGAUUUGGAGCAGGUGACAGUGCCGAUUGGUGUCCUUCUCGUGAUCUUUGAAUCUCGUCCUGACUGUCUUCCACAGGUGUCUGCUUUGGCCAUAGCCAGUGGAAAUGGCUUACUACUUAAAGGAGGGAAAGAGGCAGCACAUAGCAAUCAAAUCCUUCAUCGUCUAACACAAGAAGCACUCUCUAUUCAUGGAGUCAGAGAUGCAGUGCAACUGGUGAACACAAGAGAAGAAGUAGAAGAUCUCUGCCGUUUGGAUAAGCUAAUAGAUCUCAUCAUUCCACGUGGUUCAUCACAGCUAGUCAGAAAUAUCCAAAAAGCUGCUAAGGGAAUCCCAGUGAUGGGACACAGUGAAGGGAUCUGUCAUGUCUAUGUUGACACGGAUGCCAGUGUUGAGAAGGUCACACGAAUAAUCAGAGACUCGAAGUGUGAAUAUCCUGCUGCCUGUAAUGCUCUGGAAACUCUCUUAAUUCAUCGAGACUUGCUGAGAACCCCGUUGUUUGAUCAGAUCAUAGACAUGUUGAGAGUAGAACAGGUGAAGAUUCAUGCUGGCCCAAAGUUUGCAUCUUACUUGACAUUCAGUCCUUCAGAAGUGAAAUCUCUGCGCACAGAAUAUGGGGACCUGGAGUGCUGCAUUGAGGUGGUGGACAGCGUUCAAGAGGCUGUUGAACAUAUCCACAAGUAUGGAAGUUCCCAUACAGAUGUUAUUAUCACAGAGAAUGAGAAAACAGCAGAGUUCUUCCUCCAGCACGUGGACAGUGCUUGUGUUUUCUGGAAUGCCAGUACCCGAUUCUCUGAUGGCUAUAGGUUUGGACUUGGUGCUGAAGUGGGAAUUAGUACGUCGCGUAUCCAUGCACGUGGACCAGUAGGAAUUGAAGGACUCUUAACUACGAAGUGGUUACUGAGGGGGGACAAUCAUGUUGUUUCUGACUUUUCAGAGCAUGGGAGCAUGAAGUAUCUUCAUGAAAGCCUCCCGCUCCCACAGAGAAAUGCCAACUAAAAACGCUGGGGAGAAAACCCAGGGGUAUAAUUAUUUCCUGAAGAUAUUCAGGAUGAUCUCUGGUGAAGGAGUUUAUUUUUCAUCUUCAGAAACGUUGUCCUUGGUCAUUUUGCAGUGCAAUGAAUUCAAAAUGAUCCCAUUAAUGAGAAAUUCCCUCCCACCCUUUCAGUUUCCUUAAGCUGUAUCUGCAAAUUGACCUCACCUCUCACAAAGACAGAUUUUUUUCAAAUCAUACAGGUAACAUAAGGAAGGAUUUCAAUAUUGACUACAUUCCUUUUUUUUCCCAGUGCUCCCUGUAGCAAGUGCUUGGUGGUGGAUGUACCUUAAUUUUUUUUUCCUAAGUUUUGUUUUAGUCAAGUUUAUCUGUUCUGGAGAACAGACUCAGUAGUUUUGGUUUUGGGGUUUUUUUCCCUUCAGUCUUAGGAUCAUGGCAUCUUUUGAGGGCCAGAAAGCUUUAUGCUUAAUUUCUUUGUAUUUGAUCAUUCUUGAGAUAGGGGGACAGAUGUUCCGACUGUAUAGUAAGCUUUUGACCAAGACACCUUUUAUAUCUAAUUCUUUGUAUUGUUGACUAUUUUAGAUAAAUAGUUGUCUGCUACGUAAAUUUUGUUACUUAUUUGUAUCAAAGGUUUAUUUUUCUUCGGUUUUCUAUAAAACUUACUCCAACAGCACUUCAAUGAUGGCUUGUCGAGAAUGGGGCUCUCCAUCUGCACUAACACUUCCCGUGGUGCACUGAACCCCACCGCACGGCUGGCGGCCAGAGCUCCCCGCCAGCUGCAGGAGCUCUCGGUUCGGCGCCGCCGGGGCGGUCCUGGUGUGCCACCGCUCCGUCAGAGCGCUGUUUCCUUUCCUGCCCGCUGCUCUCCGCUGCUGUCCUGGCACAGGUGGUGGACACGCUGUGCUUGGGAUGCAAUGCUGCUGCACCCCUUUCUUGGUCACGGGCAUCACGAUGGGGCGUGGGGUGUCUCCCCUCUGAGCAGAUGCCGAGGGCCAGUGGACAUGGGUGAGGCAAGUGAGAUGCCUCAGUAGGUGUGGAUGGCUCCUGUUUGCUGAAGGUGGCACUGCAGUGAAGCUCAGAUCAGCAUGAGGAGAGGUCACAACACAGAGGCUGCGAGGGGGGCUUUGACUGGUUGUGGGGGCCAUGGUGCUGUCGCAGCUACGGGCAGUGUGUGCAGUCAGCCCUGGGUGCACGGGCACCAGGCGGGCCCCAGAGCAGGGUGGUGAUACUGAAACUCGCCUGCUUUGGCUUGCUGGAGAGUAGCAAGGAAGAUGGCUUCAGAACCUUGUUCCUCCGAAGUGAAGGAAGGUUGCUGAGGGGGGAUAGGUCUCUUGGGGAGAGGCACAAAAUUGGAAAUUACAAGGAGGGCUGUAAAGUCACUGUAGGGGAGAGCUGUUCAGAGGCAGUUCCCUUGGAGCAGGUGAAGGGAACAGGUUAGUUCUCAGCACAGUGUUAGGACUGUGCCCGGGAAGGCAAUUCCAGCAUGUGCCUGUGUUGUGUGAACUCUGUUACAGUCUGUCUUCUGCAUUGUACACCGUACCUUCCUUGGGUCUUGAUGUCUCCAUAACUCUUAGUGAUCAUUAGGCACCUUGGUAGCCCUCCCACGAGUCUCUAUGCAUUUCCACAUCAGUAUAGUGCCUAUCGAGCCUUUCUUGUGUUGUAAUUCCAGUUUAAGAUACGGAUCUGUCUGGCGUCUGUCAUAUUGUAGAUGGUUCUGAGUGGUGAGCUGGGUGGCACCUUCAGUUCCACUUUUGAGUUCUCCUUUGACGCAGAUGUCUCUGGGGACUGAAUUCCCAUGUGUGUAACAGUCUUUUGUCUUAAAGCUUGGCUUCUUGCUC
Molecule: messenger RNA, 4711 nt
Organism: Catharus ustulatus (Swainson's thrush)
Lineage: Eukaryota; Metazoa; Chordata; Aves; Passeriformes; Turdidae
Gene: ALDH18A1
Product: aldehyde dehydrogenase 18 family member A1
Exons: 18
Coding region: 470-2878 (802 amino acids)
Cellular component (GO): mitochondrion; cytoplasm
Molecular function (GO): glutamate-5-semialdehyde dehydrogenase (NADP+) activity; ATP binding; glutamate 5-kinase activity
Source: RefSeq, a predicted model, not a curated record